UGUAUUUUUUUUCCGGUUCGUGUAUCAUUUUGCGACGUUCCGAUAAAAUUCCCCGGCAAACCCCCCGGAAAUCAUGGAGUCGGAUCAGGAGGAUGAGGUCCCCAACGUUAAUUUUGUGCCCAGUUUGCUGUUCGUGAAGCGAGGCGUCGCCAAAGCAAAUCCCGAUAAGGUCACGCUGACUCCCGGGGAACUGGCUCGGAUUAUCAACGAUACGCGGGACGGUUUGGAAGAGGAUGGCGCCGAAAAUAUGGACACUUCUGACGAUGAGGAAAAUGAAGAAAGUACGGCCAGGUUGACUGGCCGCGCUGAGGAGGUCGCUGCUGGGUCGUCCGGAAGCGGUGCCCAACCGGCGGGUGAUGAGUUCGGUUUCGAAGGGUACGAGCAGGAGUCUGGAGAACCCGUUGUACGAUUGAGUUCGGUAGCGGUCGUAGAUCCGGACGAGAAUAUCCAGGACGAGGAUGAUUCUGACGCGGAGGACGAAAUCAUCAAACCGACCGAUAAUCUGAUUUUGGUUGGUCACGUUCAAAACGACAGUGCUUCGAUGGAAGUUUACAUUUAUAACGAAGAAGAAGGCAGUAUGUACGUGCAUCACGACUUCCUGCUGCCCAGUCCUCCGCUGUGUAUCGAAUGGUUAAGUUUCGAUCCGGGCAGCGAUAAGCCGGGCAAUCUGUGUGCGAUCGGCUGCAUGGAUCCGGUCAUUACGCUGUGGGAUCUGGACAUUCAAGACUCGCUGGAACCGGUCUGUAAGCUUGGGUCCAAGGGAAGUCGCAAAAAGAACAAACCCAAGGUCGGCCAUUCCGAUGCGGUGUUGGACCUUUCGUGGAAUCGUAACUUGGAACACAUCCUAGCCAGUGGCUCGGUGGAUCAAUCGGUCAUUCUGUGGGACAUGGAAGACGGCACACCGCACACCAUCAUCAAGGAGUUUGAGGAGAAAGUUCAAACGCUCGCAUUCCAUCCGACGAAGGCGGAAGCCCUGCUGGUGGGAAGCUGCGAUGGCAAGGUAAAAGUCUUUGACUGCCGGUCCACGACCAAUGAUAGCAGCAGCUACAAGACGUGGAAUCUGGGAGGCGAAGUGGAACGGGUCUGCUGGAGUCACCACAAUGAGCACCACUUUGUGGCCAGCACCAACGAGGGACGGAUUCACUACGUCGAUGUGCGGACCGACCAUCCCCUGUGGUCGAAGGAGGUGCACGAGAAGGAGAUUACCGGACUGGUGCUGAGCUCGAAGGUCCCGGGAAUGCUGGCGACGGCGUCGGCCGAUGGAACACUUAAGGUGUGGGACUUUGACGAUCAGGAUGCACGGUUGACGUACAAGAAGAAUCCCAAGAUCGGUGUGAUUCAGUGCUUGGAUGAGUGCCCGGAGAGUCCAUUUGUGAUGGCGAUGGGGGGCGACUUGAAGACGAAGAACUUUACCGUGGUCAAUCUGCUGGAUAAUGAUGUUGUUACGAACGUAUUCAAGUCCCGGUUCGAUCCAAGCUAUGUUCAACCGACGACGGUUGACACUUCUUCCGGAGCAACUGAAGAUGCUAACAUGAGUGACGACGAUGAAGAAGAAGAAGAUGAACUUUAGUCAGGGGUAAGAUUAAUAAUACU
Messenger RNA from Ochlerotatus camptorhynchus, 1593 nucleotides. It is a transcript of the gene nclb, whose product is annotated as no child left behind. Gene Ontology annotation, cellular component: nucleus. Gene Ontology annotation, biological process: rRNA processing. The transcript has 6 exons. Gene Ontology annotation, molecular function: protein binding. NCBI's taxonomy places the organism in Eukaryota, Metazoa, Arthropoda, Insecta, Diptera, Culicidae. The record is from RefSeq and is a predicted model, not a curated record. The coding region runs from base 74 to 1570 and encodes 498 amino acids.